Messenger RNA from Enterobius vermicularis (human pinworm), 561 nucleotides. Lineage: Eukaryota; Metazoa; Nematoda; Chromadorea; Rhabditida; Oxyuridae. The record is from the annotation of a GenBank genome assembly.
AUGUGGUGGCAAAUUUUAAAAAAACUUAAUUCGCAAAUCAUUUACUUAAUCUUUAAUUGUUUUCUUGCUACUGAUUUGGUAAGUGUUGCUUCGGUAAAGAAUUUGAAUUACAAUGUCAAAAAAUACCGUGUUUAUAUUAUCACUUUUUCAAUUUACUUUGUGUCAUUCGAACUAACUGCUGUUUUGCGUGUUUAUGUAAUUCCUGUUUUAGGUACACGAUAUGGUUUAGCUUGUACUAAAAAAGGUGUUGAGGAAACUACUGGCGCAACCACUGUGUCGCUUUGUUCCAGUUGUUGGGUAUGGCGUGAGCUACCACCAAAUUAUUUUCCCAGAUACAUUAACGAACUGAUAUGUGAUGAGUCAGAUAACGCUUGUUUAUCCGGCUAUGCUACUUGUACGCCAGGCAAUCGCAACUUGGAGGUGCUACGAAACGACACGGGUGUAAUGAAUCUAGUUUCACUUACUGCCGGCACCUAUUGUGAAUGUAAAGUUUCUCCGCACUCUGCCUUAUACAGUCUGGUGCAAGGUACAGGCAUAUCGGAAUCACUACCGCCACUUUAA